AUGGCAUUGUCCCUUGCGCUCAUGGUGCGCCUAGCCCUGGUUGGCCUGGUGGUAUUCACUUCAAUUGCCUCAGCCCUGCCGGCGCCUCAAGUCCCUCGCAGCACGGUUCAGGAUCCCGACACUGAUCCGUUCUACCAGCCACCUGCUGGCUUCGCAUCCGAGGCGCCUGGGACAAUCCUGAGCCAACGCAACAUCACUGCCGCGUUCUUUGGCCUCGUCCCGGUUGACGUGGAAGCCUACCAGCUGCUUUACCGCACGACUGCAAUCAAUGGCUCGGCUAUUGCAACAGUUACCACGGUGUUUAAGCCGAAGGACGCUAAGCUUGAUCGUUUCGUUUCCUUCGCCACGGCCUACGAUAGCUCUGCGACGAAAUGUCAGCCUAGCUACACCUACCAGCUUGGUUCACCACAGGACAGUUUGAUUGCUUCAGUCGAGCUAUUGAUCAUUGAUAUCUACCUUGCUCUUGGUUACACCGUCGCUUCUCCCGACUAUGAGGGACCCGAGGCUGCCUUUGGACCUGGUCGCCUCGCAGGUAUGGGUGUAUUGGAUGGUAUCCGUGCCGCGAAGAGCUUCAAGACGUUGAGUCUUACUGAUGACCCUAUGGUUGUCGGCAUAGGCUAUUCAGGUGGUGCCAUUGCUACCGGAUGGGCAGCCUCUCUGCAACCCCUCUACGCAUCAGAGCUGAACAUCAAGGGCUGGGCGCAGGGUGGAACUCCCGCGAACGUCACUGGCACAAUGUAUCAGCUUGACAACACAGCCUUCAGUGGCUUACUCCCCCCAGCUAUUGCUGGUCUCAUAAAGCCAAGCGCCUACGGUGCUUCGCUGGGCCCUUUCAUCAGCGAGAUCAUAACGGCUGAAGGCCAACAGAUACUCGACGCCGCAGUUUCCGAAUGCGCCACUGCGGAUAUCGCGGCGUUCUUCGAGCGGUCAAUCUUCGACACUAGCUUCCAAACUCUAGGCGAAAAUUUUAUCUUCGACCCGAUCGCCCAGUCGGUGCUAAAGCAGAACACCAUGGCUGCCAACGAGGACGAGACCCCGGCGGCGCCAACCUUUGUGUACCACGCCACAGACGACGAAGUCAUUCCUUAUGCCGAUGCCAAGACUAUGGUCAAUUCCUGGUGUAACUGGAGUGCAAACGUCAAGUUUACUACUUAUGCCAGCGGUGGUCAUGGAAGAUGUCAAAGUACUCAGAUAUAA
Molecule: messenger RNA, 1197 nt
Organism: Penicillium psychrosexuale
Lineage: Eukaryota; Fungi; Ascomycota; Eurotiomycetes; Eurotiales; Aspergillaceae
Exons: 1
Coding region: 1-1197 (398 amino acids)
Biological process (GO): lipid catabolic process
Molecular function (GO): triacylglycerol lipase activity
Source: RefSeq, a predicted model, not a curated record